Chelonus insularis is the source of this 3965-nucleotide messenger RNA. RefSeq names its product secretory 31 (gene Sec31). Gene Ontology annotation, molecular function: structural molecule activity; protein binding. The record is from RefSeq and is a predicted model, not a curated record. Lineage: Eukaryota; Metazoa; Arthropoda; Insecta; Hymenoptera; Braconidae. The transcript has 7 exons. Gene Ontology annotation, biological process: endoplasmic reticulum organization; intracellular protein transport; endoplasmic reticulum to Golgi vesicle-mediated transport. Gene Ontology annotation, cellular component: endoplasmic reticulum exit site; COPII vesicle coat. The coding region runs from base 131 to 3742 and encodes 1203 amino acids.
CUUUGAACCACUGUUGUAUCGUUCGCCACGUUGGAAGAGUUGAGUUGGGUUGCCGAAAUACUUGUGACAUUAUUUUUGUUUAGUACAUUUUAUUGUGUAAUUAUUUGACGUCUAGUAAAAUACGCUCAAAAUGAAGAUCAAAGAAUUGCUAAAAACUGUCAAUGUGUCCUGGUCACCACCAGAUCUCCAUCCAAUUUUAUUAGCAGCAGGAACAGCUGCACAACAACUUGAUGCUAGUUUUAAUACAUCUGCUUCAAUAGAAUUGUAUUCAUUAAAUGUAAAACAGCCUGGAUAUGAUAUGGAACUGAAAACAAGUGUACAAAGUGAUCAUAGGUUUCACAAACUUAUUUGGGGAUCAUACGGAAAUAAUCCUGCAGGAAUACUAGUAGGUGGAUGCGAUUAUGGGACAAUAAAGAUAUAUUCAGCAUCUAAAAUGAUUGCAAAUGAGUCUGAUUGCUUGUUGAGUAGUCCUGAUAGACACACUGGGCCAGUUAGAACUUUAGACUUUAAUCCAUUCCAAUCGAACUUAUUAGCUUCUGGCUCCACAGAGAGCGAAAUAUUCAUUUGGGAUAUCGUUAAUACUGGUACGCCAAUGACUCCUGGAAGCAAAAGUCAACCAGCUGAAGAUGUACAAUAUAUUCAGUGGAAUAAGCAAGUUCAACAUAUUCUUGCUUCAACAUUUUCGCAAAGAUGUGUCAUAUGGGAUUUAAGAAAAAAUGAGCCAAUAAUCAAAUUAACUGAUGCGAAUUCUAAAAUAAGAUGGAAAGUAUUACAGUGGCAUCCAGAAAUUGCUACACAAUUAUGUUUAGCAUCUGAAGACGAUCAAGCUCCAAUUAUCCAGUUAUGGGACCUAAGAUUCGCAACUUCACCUUUAAAAAGUUUUCAACAUCACCAGCGAGGUGUUCUAUCACUUGCUUGGAGUCCACAUGAUUCAGAUUUGAUGCUGAGUUGUGCCAAAGAUAAUACAAUUGUUUGUUGGAAUCCAAAUGCAGAUACUCCUGAUCAACAAUUACUUUGUGAAUUAGCUCAAACUAAUCAAUGGAACUUUGAUGUUUCUUGGUGUCCAAAAAGCCCGGGAUUAAUUGUUGGUAGCAGUUUUGAUGGACAUGCAACAGUUUAUUCAUUACUAGGUGGACAGCAAGAAGCGCCUGCUAAUUCAAUGAAUAAAUUGGUCGAUUCGUUUCCAGGAAUGGAUCCAUUCUCUCAACCACCACCAAAAGUUGAAAGAGAAUCAGCUGUUGCUUUAAAAAAAGCUCCUAAGUGGUUAAAAAGACCGUGUGGUGUUUCAUUUGGAUUUGGUGGAAAAUUAAUUUCAUUUGAAAAAGAAUCUGGUGAAUCAGAAGGUGCUCCGAAGAAAAGAGUAAUUGUUUCUCAAGUUAUUAUCAAUCCUGACAUGGUUCAGUGUUCACAUACGUUAGAGAACGCGUUAAAGAGUGAACAGUUUUUAGAUUAUUGUAAAAGUAAAGUUGAUAACGCUGCUAAUGAUUAUCAGAAAAAAAUUUGGAAUUUUGUUGGGGCCUAUUUCAACGAUAAUGUAACUCAAACAUUUUUAGACUUACUUGGAUAUAAUAUACCUAUUUUGAAUGAUAAACUAAAACAAUAUAUUCCAUUAGAUGAUGUACAUACAAUUACAGAAGGUGUUUCUAAAUUAGAUAGUUUACAAAAUGGGACUGCAUUUGACGGAAGUGCGGCUUUUGAUGCAAUUGCCCAGCAAGAACAAAAAAAGAAAGUAUCUCCAAAAGCUGUAAAUAUUAAUUUGAAACUCAACACAUCUGAUGAUGAAGAUGGUUUAAUCACCCAAGCAAUAUUAGUGGGAAAUAUUGAAGCAGCAGUAUCGUUAUGUUUUGCUAGUAAACGUUAUGCUGAUGCUGUGAUUCUUUCAAUGACGGGAGGACCAGAUUUACUUGCCAAAACCCAAUACAGGUAUUUUUCUGAGCGAACUGGUGCAUUGAAUUCUCUCAUCAAUUCUCUUGUUAGCGAAAAUUGGAGUGAAUUAGUAAAUAGUUGUGAUAUUAAUUGUUGGAAAGAAAUAAUAGUUGGAAUAUUUACUCAUUUGAAUGGUUCAGAAUGCUCUGUAUUAUGCGAUGCUCUUGGAGAUCGUCUAGCAGCUUCAGAAGAUCCAUCUUUACAAAAAAGUGCUCAAAUUUGUUAUAUUUGUUCAGGAAAUUUAAAUAAAAUGAUUCGUGUUUCUGAGACUGAGCUUCAAGAAACUGUCGAAUUAGUAAUGAUAAUGAAAAAAGCACUUGAGCGUCAAAAUAUUCAGGUAACAAUUGAUGGAAAUAUUUCUGAAAUUUUGUCACAGUAUGCUGAGUCGUUAGCAUCAGAAGGUGAGUUAGAAGCUGCACUAAAUUACAUUGGCAAUGGCCAAGAUGCACGUAUAACAUCGUUAAGAGAUCGUUUGCAUAAAGCUUUAUCUUAUGAACAGCCUAGUGUUCAGGCUAAUAUUCAAAAGCCUUCGAUUAAGCAAACGCCACAAAAUUAUUAUGAUCCAACGCCAAAACCACAACCAAAUGUUUAUCCUCAAACAACACCCGUUCAUGCUUGGAAUACUAAUCCUCUUCAAAAUUCUUAUGUGAUGGGAGGACAAGCAACAAAUUCAUCAGCUACUCCAACUCAAGUAAUGCAGCCUACACCACAAAUUCUUCAAUCUAUGAAUACUUAUCCACAACAACCGAUGCGUAAUUCGCAAGCACCGCCACCGCCAAUACAAACCACAGGAUCAAGUCUUGGAGGAUCAAGACCUCCUAGUGUUGGACCACAAACUCGACCAAAGUAUAUGAUCGAUCCUUCUGUCAAAUCUGGACCUACUUAUAGCUAUUCUCAACAGCAGAUUUAUAAUCCACAAUCACAAGGAUUUUCUAGCCAAAAUACUUAUCAACCACAGCCUCCGACUUUUGGAAGUUAUCAAAAUCCAUCUGUACAAAAUCCAAUUCCAGGUCCUCUGGAACACGAUGAAUAUAAACCACUACAACCGAAUAUAAUGACUCCAUCGUUUCCAGCUAAUCCUCCCCCAACAAACGUUUAUGAUCCUGCAGCGAUGCAAUCUGGUAUUCAGCAAAGCCAAGGCUUCAGUAAUGAAGUACCAAUUUAUCAACCAACUUCACAAUCUUCUGGAUGGAAUGAUCCUCCCAUCGCAAAAUCUCUUCGUGCACAACCAUCAGUUGACUAUCAACAACCAACUCCAAUAUUACAUCCAUUGAGAGGAGUUUCACAAAAUUAUAAUACACCACCGGAAGAAAAUUAUCAUCAAGACAUGAUGAACUAUAAUCAUCCGCAGUAUGCUAAUAACAUAAUGAAUAGUGAAAAUCAAUACAAUAAACCAUUAAGCCAAAUAAAAUCAAUGCAACCUGCAGCAUCUAUCGAAGUUGCGAAAGAAGUACAACCGGAGAAGCCAAAAGUACCGAUACCCGACCAAUACAAACAUCUUCAAACGAUUUUCGAUGAAUUAAAAAUACAGUGCUACGAAUCAUCGAAGAAUCCGCAAAUGAAACGAAAGAUAGAAGAUGUCGCAAGAAAACUAGAGUUUCUUUAUGAUUGUCUUAGAGAAAACUCUCUUUCUCAAAAUACCCUACAAGGACUUGAUCAGAUCUCUCAAAUGAUUCAAGCUGGUAAUUACACCAACGGAUUAGCAGUGCAUACACAGCUAGUAUCCGGACCAGAUUUUAGUCAAAUAGCUUCAUUUAUGCCAGGAAUUAAAGUGCUGCUACAAAGUGCUCUUCAACUGGGAGUCUAUAUCACGUAAAAUUAAAUACAAUAAAAUUGUAUAUUGAGUUCAAUUAACGGAUACGAAUGAAUUUACUGAAUAGUCUUAUUGAAAAUAAGUGCAAAUCAAUGGUAAAUCAUUGUACAAUUUUAAUUGUCAGUUCAAUUAGUAUUAACAUUAUUAUUCUGAUUAUCAUCUUUUUAUAAUUCAUUCAAAUAUAUCAAUACAAUAUUUAUAUUUAUCUCUUACAGUCUAGAAUCAA